GACAACUAAAAUGCUGUCAAAAGAAAUGUCAAAUUUAUAAAAUGUCAGAAAUCACCAAAUUUACUAAAAAUCGCGAUUGAAUUGGUUUUGCUGUUUAAUAUUAUUAAUAAAUUAACUUUUCCACUUUUCAAAUUUGGUUAAAAAUCGGUCAUUUUUAGAUUUAGCAUUGGAUUAGUGUGUUUGUAAAAAAUGAUUUCUUUUUUAUCAACAUUUCAUGUCAUCAUGACAAUUCGAAUUUAAAUUAAAUCCUCUUCUUCGCUUUCAUCUCGCUUCUUUCUUUUCGCCCACCGGAAAAAUGUUUAGUGCUACAACACAUUUGAAUCGAGGUGGUUAUGGUAGCAUAAGGAAAACAUUUCGAUUUUAUAGUAAAGAUAACAAAAGGAAACGAAGUAAAGCAUAUCCACCUCCUUUACCACAAUAUGAACCACCAAAACGAUUAAGAAGAAUGUCUCGAAUUUGCCCCCCUUUACCACAAGCACAUCCGCCACCUAAAGCACCCAGCACGGGGCUUGGAGCAACAUUAGUGGGGUUGGCGUUAAUAAGUUGGGGUGUAAUAGCUUUUGCAAAAUACAAUUCUAAUUUCCGCGAGACACUCAACGAAAAGAUUCCGUUCACCGAUGACCUCGUAAAGUUACUUUAUGAGGAAGAAAAAUCUUUCGUCGAUAAUAUUCGUGAUUUUUUUGAUAAGUUUUGGUGAAAUAUAAUUGAUUUAUGUCAUUUUAAUCCUCGCGGAAUCAUGUUUAGGAUUGUUAGUUCAUCCGCAACGCAUUUUAACCAAGGAAAUUUUAGUAGCGGAAAUGGAAUGAUCUAUAAAAAUGUGCAAUGUUAUAGUAAAGAAUGUCAAAGAAGGAGGGGUAAACCAACGAUUUGUCAAUCUUUUUCGCGGUCUGAAUCACCAAAUCAAGUUAAAAAGAUAACAUGUCGAGGUAGAGGUUCGUCCCGGCUUUGUCCACCUUUACCAGAAGCUUCUCCACCUCCGAAAGCACCAAGUACAGGGCUUGGAAUGACGAUUAUAGCGCUUAUAUUAAUCAUGGGUGGAGUGAUUGCUUACGCGAAACAAAAUCCGCAGUUUCGGGAUGAUCUCAAUGAGUAUUUUCCGAUUAGUGAUGAAAUAAUAAAGGUGGUUUUUGAGGAGGAAAAAUCUUACAUGGAGAGUAUCCACCAAUACAUAGAUUCCUUAAAAGGAGAGUAAUACAUAGAUAAAUGUAACAUU
This is a messenger RNA of Onthophagus taurus, 1213 nucleotides long. The record is from RefSeq and is a predicted model, not a curated record. NCBI's taxonomy places the organism in Eukaryota, Metazoa, Arthropoda, Insecta, Coleoptera, Scarabaeidae.